AUGAGCAUAGAGGACUCGAUACAAGCACCACUUCCCACUUUUCAUGAUGAAUCGGGUAAUGCCACUCCUCGCGAAUUCCACACCUUCCUUCAAACACUGCUGGAGAGGUUAACAUCAAAUGACCCGCCCCUCACCAGAGAGAGUUUGGACAAACAAUGGUGUUCCAUGGUCUCUGGGCUUAUUGGAAACUUUCUGUCAUCUUUUUCGCCUCUAGAUGAAAUACCUUGGAAUGCCAUGCACGAGAAGUUGAGCAUUACCCAGACGUCUUUGGAGAUCCUAGAGGUAGCAACAACACGCACUGAGCAAUUGUUCAUGCGCCCGGAAGAUUUCGCUCCUAGCGUUUUGAAUCGAUUAAUUCAACUAUGCUUGGUUCUUGAUUCUUGGAGGGGUAUCACAGUUGUGAAGGAGGAGCGAUACCUAAGCCCGACAGAAUUGCAGAGCAAGACGGUCACCACGGCCGUGGCCAUUCUACGAUCAUUGGGUGGUAUCGUUGUCAUAGAACCUACUAAUAAAAUUACAUUGCCUCACGAGAUUCUCCGCCGGAUACUCUCGGGCUGUCUGGCGAUUUCCAAUGGUGCGUUCUUCUCUUCGAUCCCCGGUUACAUUCACGUUUAUGCGAUUUGGAAAGAUCUACUAGCGCUCUCCCCUGUAGUAGCAUUCCCACUCCGCAUAAGUUUGGCAGGCAAUCCUAGGAUAUGGGAUGCUAGUCGGACCGACUGUCCUGAAGACAUCCCUUUUAUCAAAGUGGGGAAUCUGCCUGAAGUCCCGUCCCUUCUAACAUUGAUGUUAGAACUAUGCCUCCGUACUUUCCAUCCUCCGCUACUUGCACAAUGGUACCUUGAAGAUUUAAUCCGUUCUAUCUUUAUGGUAGCUGAGCGCAGCUUGGAUCACUUGCUAUCACCUUCGUGUGCUACUUCUGCUACUAUACGGGCUCGGGCUCUGGCGAGAUUGGGAGUUGCUAUUUUGUCUGCUCUUCCACUAUUGCCCAUCCGCGGUCUUCCUAUCGAGUCUAUUCGAUCACGACUUUUCACAGUUCGACUCCAAGCGGGUCCAAGUGAAGCUUGGGAAGCGUUUGAUGCAGCGUUCAAGGACGUGGUGGAGGUACCUUUUGCAAUCUCGACUUCACAACCUGACGUGACACAAAUCGGAUUGCUACUACGCGCAGAGAAAUGGGGUGACGCAGGAGAGACUCUGCGGGCUCUCAGUCAACAAUAUCUGAUCCAGAUCGUGUCUAUCCUCGAUAAACAAAGUGUCGAUUUCAUCAUAGGCGCACUUGGUGCAGACAAUAAAAAGGGAACAUAUGCGGCCCUUCUGGCGAAACUCGAUGAUCGCCAAGCAUCUUUAAAGAAGGCCGCAGAUGGUACAGACGUUUCAGCUCCUAUUGAAGGCGUACCAGGACCAGGCUGGCGGGAACUUUUCAAAUCAAAUGUCCAGGCAAUAAUUGAACCCACCCAACUGGCCUGGAUGGACGAUGAUGAUUCUCUUUCGGAUGAGCAAUUUAUUACUCGUGCUUUUCAUGAAAUGAACGACAGAUUUACUGCACCUCUGUAUAACCCUGCUGCGCAUGCCCGUGAAUCAUUAGCCCAGGAAGUGGGGAGAUUAUCUUGCGUACUAGCUCAUCCUGGUGACGAUGACUGCUCCCUUGCACUUCAUAGGCUGCCAGUCGAUACUCUUCCCGUCUUCGUACUGGUCACAAGAUUGUUACUCGAAGGCCCUGAUAACGAGGUCACUGCAAAGGUAUACAAAGCUGUCUUCCGUGCGCUAUCGCGUACCCUGCGACAUCUCAAACAUGAUGUCACAAGACUCGAUUAUAUCCGGGAUUCUAUAGGGCGGCACAUGAAGAACAAGGAUCGAAGUAUCCGUCUGAGCGCGGGAAAUUCGCUAUUAGAGUAUAUCCGCUUCGAGCAAACGGUUGGUAGUGGCGCGUGGAAACGCAUUGAACCAGUUUUUGCUAUGAUCGGGCGACUUUUCGACAUGACAGAGAAUUAUAUCAAGGAGACCACGCUCAUAACCCUCGGUCGUAUCGGACAGAUUGCACAAGGAGAAGUGUUUGCUCAAGACAUCUGCUGUUUGUUAGCUCAACUGGGACAACCAAAUCCAAUCAUCAAGGGAACGGCUCAUUUACAACUACAUGCACUGUGCAAACACCAUCGAAAGAAACCAUAUAACCUGGUAUCGCCAUAUAUGGAUCGAAUUGCCAUCUUCAUCAUCUCUCGCAUGUGCACCCAACCCAGCUUGCUCAUUGAAUCAAGUCACUUUUUCGGCUUCACUCCACAUGAUUUCAUCUCUGUCACACUCGGUGAUACUCUUCCUCAGUUGUUCUCGAGUUGUGAUGUCAGAGUCCUCGAUGCUAUAUCCAAGGAAUUAAACGAGAAGCCAUACCAGCUAUUUUUAAGUUUUACCCACCAGAUCCUCGCCCAUGUGUUCCGCUUGCAAGGUCCCGGUCAAACAAACAAGGUUUUAAGUUUCAUUCUUAAAAUGCUCAAGGAUACUGCUCAAAGUGAUAUUGAUCUCGCGAGCGUGCUCCGCACUUGUUUGGUUCCUCUCUUAGUCGAGAUCGUCAUUGUGAUGGGUCAUGAAGAUCCUGAUCAGGCUGAGUCGGCCAGAGAAGCAUUACGGAAGGUGGAACGAUCAUUGUCUUCACGGGCUACAGCGCGAACACCUACUACAAGUGGCUCACUUUUGAAAACGCACAUGCUUGGUAUUAUAUCGCAUUUGAAUGAUCAUUUGCAGGAUUUCUACGGUAAACGUUCGCUUGAAAUGAAGAAGAUGAUUGUGCGAAGCUUAGGAAUGUUUGUCGCCGAAGUCGGGCCGACGAUCAACAACGUAGCACCGCAGAUCAUGGCCACUUUACAGACAAUGCUGGUGAUCCCGCAAUUAGCUGACGUGACGUUGGAAAGCUGGUACACUUUCCUGCUCACGCUGGAUACUAGGGACCUGGGACCUCACGUCGGGCCAACGAGUGCAUCUCUUCUCACCUCCUGGUCCUCAUUUUCCGCAAUUGGUCAAGACAUAGCCAAGAAAUGUCUACGCCUCAUAGUUUCUGAGAAAGGAGAGCAGCUCGAUCACUAUCUUGACGACGUUGCAGAUAUUGCGUCGAUACCUCAAUUGCACACGAUCAACAGGAAGUUAACACUAUUACGAGACGGGUGGAGUCCACUGAAGCGGCUGCGUAUAAUCCUGGAACGUGCCGAAAGCGAGAAUUUGACAGUAGCCAUGCAAUCUAUACGGGAACUAAAAUCCUUCAUGCUCGCGGACCACGAGGAUUUUAUUAGAACACUUGCCUCUGGAGAUGUAUUCGACCCCAUGAUUGGCCACAUUUUAUCGAUAUUGACUACAGCAGCCUGCCGUAGCGGUGAAGCGGCCGAGAUGUUGCGCGUGCUCGCCAUCGAGUGUAUUGGGGUUCUAGGAGCGAUCGAUCCAGACCGAUGCGAGAUCGACGUCACCGACACCAGGAUGAUAAUGUUGAGCAAUUUUGCGGACGAAACCGAGUCUGUAUCGUUCGCUCUUCAUCUCGUUCAAGAUGUACUAGUUGGAGCAUUCCGGUCUACGAGCGAUAUCAAGUAUCAAAGACAUCUGGCUUAUGCCAUUCAAGAGCUUCUCCAAUACUGCAAGUUUACUCCUGCCCUGGUAAACCCGGAAUCCAAUACCUCCAUCGCUCUCAAGGUACGAAAUCGGUGGAACAGCCUCCCGAAACAUGUGUUGGAAACAAUCACUCCCCUUCUCUCCUCCAAGUAUUUGCUAGACUAUCGCCCGCCGGCAGAACCACCACAUCCGAUCUAUCCCUCUGCACCCACGUAUAGAGAGUGGAUCCAAGUUUGGACAGGACAUCUACUCACUAAGGCGUCUGGGGUGCGGGCAAGGGCGAUAUUCCACGUGUUUCCGUCUAUUGUCCAAAAUAAGGACGUUGGAGUUGCACAUCAUCUUCUUCCCCAUCUUGUACUGAACAUUUUAAUUUCCGGCGAAGAGGAAGAUGCGCACAAUAUUCGUAUGGAAAUCCUCGCGGUCCUAGAUGACCAAGUGCAGUCGGAUACACCUUCUGCUGCAGACAAAAAACUUCUCAGUGCACAGGCGGGUCACGAUGACAAUCAUACGGUUUUCACGCUCUUGGACCAUCUCAGCCAGUGGGUUCGCGUUGUUCGCCAACAAAUCGGUAGAAAGAAGGUAGAAAGCAGAAGAGCGCGUGUUAAUCAGUUGAAUAGCGAUGCAGAGGAACAAGUGCUCAAGAUCGACUCGAUUGUGACAAGCAUCGAUCAAGGACUAAUGGCUCGAGCCGCCUUACAAUGCAGAGCAUAUGCUCGCGCCCUCAUGAACUUCGAACGGCGAAUCCUGGCCCUGCAGGGGGAAGGGCAUGGCGAAACCUAUCAGGUUUUACAGGAAUAUUACGAACAUCUCCACGAGAUAUAUGCCCACUUAGACGAACCGGACGGAAUGGAAGGUGUUUCGACGCUAAUCUUGUCGCCCUCGUUAGAACACCAGAUACGUCAGCAUGAGAGUACGGGCAGGUGGACAUCAGCCCAAAGUUGUUGGGAAGUCAGAUUACAGCAAUCGCCCGAUAACUUGGACUUCCACCUAGGUCUACUUCGUUGUCUGAGGAAUCUAGGCCAUUACGAUACUCUACGCACUCAUGUCAAGGGCGUGCUCACCAGAAAUCCUGGAUGGGAAUCUCAACUAGUCGGGUUCCAAGUUGAGAGCGAGUGGAUGGUUGGUAAUUGGGAAGAGGUGCGCGUCUUGGUUGAGCGAACGGACUCUCUAGCUUCUCCAGUUUUGCUGGCCCAAGUUCUCUUGGCCUUGCGUGCCGGCGAUGCUUUAACUAUCUCCCAAGCUUCGUCAGUCGCUCGCGGGUUACUCGGCGCCCCCAUCAUAGCGGCCGGUGCCAACGGUUAUCGUCGUUCGUAUGAUGCCGUUCUUGACCUGCAUGUGCUCCACGAACUGGAAACCAUCCAUGCCUCCGUGCAGCAACUAUCGCGACCAGAUGUAGAUCACCAACAAGUUGUUGCUCGUUUGUCGAGGUGCCUUUCUUCUAGAUUUGAAUCAACGCUCCCUGUUUUUCGCAUUCGGGAACCCAUUCUCAGCAUGCGGAGAAUAGCCUUUGGGUUGAGCCUCGGAAAUGAUCCGACAGUCAAUGAUAUAAUUGGAAGAUCAUGGCUAGCCAGCGCAAAGAUUGCCCGGAAGGCUGGUCACUGGCAAACGGCAUAUAGUGCUAUGCUGCAAGCUCAGCAGUGCAGAGCGUCUUUCUCCUUUAUGGAAAAUGCAAGAUUGGUCAAGGCGAGCGGCGAGCCUAUUCGCGCAUUACAAGAAUUGGAGAGUAGUAUGCGACUGGCAGGGAUAUUGGAGAACCCAUCCGUCAUCGAUCUCACUGUUGACCCCGGUGAAGCGAGGGUUGCAAAUCGAGACAGUGACGAUUUGAUGCUCAAAGCAAAAGCACAAAUAUUACGAGCAAGAUGGAUGAAUGAAUCUGACCGUUAUGAUGUGUCACAAAUAGUGAAGGCAUUGUCUACUGGAGCAGAAGCGGGGCAGAAGUGGGAGAGCGGACAAUUCCACUAUGGACAAUACCAUGAUCAGUGCUUCAAGUCUCUCCCCCUUGACGAGCAGAUGACUCGGUACGGUCCUUCAGCUACCACUCAGAAUAAUACUAACUUUGAUCCUAGGGGAACGAGAAUGAAUCUCGUCACUAUUCGAUCUUAUGCCAAAGCUAUGAGAUACGGGUCAAAAUACAUCUAUCAGACCGUACCGCGUCUGCUUACCCUAUGGCUCGACAUGGGAGAGAACCAGCAAAUUUGUAGAGGCGACAUUUUCCCUAGGAUCAAUAUGGAAGUUGCGCGCGCAAUAAAGAUGGUGCCUGUAUAUAAGUGGUUCACCGCUUUCCCUCAAAUCGUGUCUCGCGUGGGCCACGACAAUGAGGAUGUUCAUGAAAUUUUGUCGAAGCUCAUAUCAAUGGUGAUCCAGGAAUAUCCCAAACAGGCCUUAUGGCUCUUUGCAUCAGUAGUUAAGUCAACCAAGAAAAAUCGAAAUUCAAGAGGAAUAGCAAUUCUAAACAAACUCAGGCAGAACAGCGAAAACCCAACCACUGUCCCUCAAUUGAUCAAUGAAUGCCAACGAAUGACUGACGAACUUUUGGGAUUGUGCGACGCACCAGUGCGAGAAGCUAAGUCAUUGAGCAUGCGCAAAGAUUUUUCUCGACUAUUCAGCCUCGCCCCAUCACAAUUGAUCAUCCCUCUGCAAGAGUCUUUAACCGCUAGUCUCCCGCCAACCUCCUCGAACGAGGCUACACAUCGGCCGUUUCCCGUUGAUGCACCCACAUUUGCGAGUUUUCAGGAUGAGAUCGAGAUCAUGCGAUCCCUUGCAAAGCCGCGGAAGAUAACGAUCAAUGGGAGCGAUGGUCAAAUCUACAUGUUCUUGGGAAAGCCGAAAGAUGAUCUUCGGAAGGAUGCUCGACUGAUGGAUUUCAACGCUAUCAUUAACAAACUCUUGAAGUCUAACUCGGAAUCCCGUCGUCGCCAGCUCCACAUCCGUACAUAUGGCGUGGUCACCUUGAAUGAGGAGUGCGGGUUCAUUCAAUGGGUUCCUAACACCAUUCCCGUCAGGCCUGUGCUCCUGAAGGCAUAUGAGAGACGCGGGAUCAGAAGCUGGUCACCCGAGAUGCAAGAGAUAUUUGAGAAGAUCAAGAAGAUGCCCAACGACAAGGAGGUUGCACAGCUAUUCUCUCAGAAUAUUUUGUGCAGUUUCCCACCUGUCUUCCAUGAAUGGUUCCUUGAGACAUUCCCCGAACCCACUGCCUGGCUCGCCAGCAGGAUGGCUUACAGUAGAACAGCUGCCGUCAUGUCGAUGGUGGGAUUCAUUUUAGGCCUCGGUGAUCGACACUGCGAGAACAUCCUGCUCGACACGAUGAACGGCGACGUGGUCCACGUUGAUUUCAACUGUCUGUUCGAGAAGGGUAAAACUCUCGAAACUCCGGAGCUGGUUCCGUUCCGGCUCACUCAGAACCUGGUAGAUGGGCUAGGAGUCAUGGGAGUAGAAGGGGUCUUCCGUGUUGCUUGUGAAGUGAGCAUGAAGCUGCUGAGAGACAAUAAGGAUACAUUGAUGAGCGUACUCGAUGCUUUUGUUCACGACCCUCUCGUUGAGUGGGAAGACGAAAAACGCAAGAAGGAGCGCAAUAGAGCUACUGUGGAUCUCAGAAGGCUUGCGAAGGACGCGUUGAAACCUAUAGAGAAGAAGCUGAAAGGAAUCUACACUACCAGCCGGGAAAGACCCGAGAAGGAAACUUCCACGAGCAGUCUCGUCCAGAUGCUGAUUCAAGAGGCUACAGACACUGCGAAUCUAGGCAGGAUGUAUCCUGGUUGGACACCAUGGCACUAG
This is a messenger RNA of Fibroporia radiculosa, 7359 nucleotides long. RefSeq lists its product as uncharacterized. The record is from RefSeq and is a predicted model, not a curated record. The transcript is spliced from 25 exons. Gene Ontology annotation, cellular component: nucleus. Lineage: Eukaryota; Fungi; Basidiomycota; Agaricomycetes; Polyporales; Fibroporiaceae. Gene Ontology annotation, biological process: protein phosphorylation; DNA damage checkpoint signaling; telomere maintenance. Bases 1 to 7359 code for a protein of 2452 amino acids. Gene Ontology annotation, molecular function: protein serine/threonine kinase activity; protein binding.